Messenger RNA from Suillus paluster, 747 nucleotides. RefSeq lists its product as uncharacterized. The record is from RefSeq and is a predicted model, not a curated record. Lineage: Eukaryota; Fungi; Basidiomycota; Agaricomycetes; Boletales; Suillaceae. The transcript has 3 exons. The annotation marks the transcript as partial.
GAGUGGUUAAACAAAGAAUGGAACUCACCCGUUUAUGCAUUUUUUCAUCCAACACCAGAAAUCACUGAAUUCGCCAACUGCCACGUACAUGAGUUCAAGUGCCAAGCAAAAGGUUACAAGGUGAAAGUGCGACGCUUCCUUGAUAAGGGUGAUGCACGAUCCACAGGUAACAUGUGGAAACAUGUGCGCUUGUGCUGGGGAGAAGAAGUCUUGAAAGCUGCAGAUAGCGCAAAGGAUGCAAAUGAAGUGUGCAACAAGAUUGUCAGUAGUAUCCUGCGAAACGGAUCUAUUACUACAUCCUUUGAACACAAGGGCAAAGACAAAAUCACGUACUCGCAUCAUCAACACACCCGCACAGAAGCAAGGGCUGAAAUUGUGCAUUGGGUGUCCAAGAGCCUGCGUCCAUUUGAUGUCAUCAAGGAUCGUGCAUUUCAGUCACUGAUGAAAAUGGGGAGACCAGAAUACCACAUACCUUCCCCAUCCACUGUCUCUUGCCAUGUGCAACUUGUCUUUGUGCGGACUCAAAAAUGGGUUGCUAAAAUGUUACAGGAAUAUGACAGUAAAAUUGAUUUUACUACAGAUGGUUGGAUGUCACCCAACCAUCGCGCAUUGGUAGCAUUUUUGGCCCACUUUGAGCACAAAGGGGAGCCACUAAGUAUACCGUUAGACGUUAUUGAAGUCGUGAAGGUGAAAUACCAAUCUAGUAGGCGUAUAUGUGCUAAUGAGACCACAGUCCCACACUGGUGA